Molecule: messenger RNA, 468 nt
Organism: Canis lupus familiaris (dog)
Lineage: Eukaryota; Metazoa; Chordata; Mammalia; Carnivora; Canidae
Product: sialidase-like
Exons: 1
Coding region: 1-468 (155 amino acids)
Source: RefSeq, a predicted model, not a curated record
AUGCUCCAACCACCUGCUUGCCCCACCUCCCACCGCCAGCCCUCGGCCCCCGCCCACACCCGGCCCGCCCACGCUCGGCCACGCCCACGCUCCCACGCCUGGCCACGCCCACUCCUGGCCACGCCCACGCUCCCGCGCCAGGCCACGCCCACGCCCGGCCACUCCCACGCCCAGCCACGCUCACAUACCGGCCACUACUACACUCCCACCAUUCCCGCGCCCGGCCACGCCCACCACGCUCCUACGCCAGGCCACGCCCACGCUUGGCCACGCCCACGCUCCCACGCCAGGCCCCGCCCACACCCGGCCACUCCCACGCUUCGCCACGCCCACACACCCGCCUUUCCCACGCCAGGCCACGCCCACACUCGGCCACGCCCACACCCCGCCGUGGGCCUCUGGGUCUUGCGGGGCAGACUCUCCACCUCUUCCAGCUGGAGAAAAUGUCGACUGGGCGCGUCCUCCUAG